GAGAGGAGGAGGAGAAACAAGUGUUUCAGAGCAGACAGAAUGAGGAAACCUGGAGAAGUGGAAAUGAAAGGAAGGAGGAGUUGAGGGAUGACCUCGAGGGGGUUUGGGGGAGUGAUCACAGAGCUGAACGAUUCUCAGUGGUUUUAUUAUGAAUGAAUACACACACACACACACACACACACACACACACAGAUGAAUGUGAUGGCCAUAUCAUCACUCAGUGGAGCAGGUAUUUAAUAAUGUAUGGGGAGAGACUACUAUUGAUUCAUGUCUUGCUCUCUAUAACUCUCACACACACACACACACACAUUCACACACGCGCACGUGGAUUUGCUCUGUCUUUCUCUGUGGGUAAUUUUAAUUUUUUUUCUAAAUUAUUAUUUUAUUAUUAUAUUUGGUUGUUUAUUUAUUUACAUUUAUUUAAAUAAGUACAUUUUUAUUUAAUUUUGCAUUAUAAAGGGGCAAUUAUGUUUUCUGUACAUAUGCUGUUCUGCAGUAAAAUCGUGUGUGUGUGAAAGAGAGAAACUGCAGUAUCUGAGCUCACGUGCUGCAGUUCACGCAGGUGACUGAGUGGAGUCACACUGCCCCCUGGUGGUAAUGAGUCAGUAUUACACCACAUAAACUCUUCAGUGGGGUUAACUUUAUCUUUACACUCUGUGUGUGUGCGUGUUUGUUUUGAUUGACAGGUAAAGAGUGUGUUCAACAUGACAGCCAAAGAGGGCAGGAAGAGGUCGAUCAGUGCCCUUGUCGCCGUGGGCAACGGUAAUGGAGCUGCAGGCUUUGCUUUGGGAAAGGCCACAGACAGAACCACAGCCCUGCGGAAGGCCAAGAACAGAGCGAUGCACUACCUCUACUACAUCGAGAGAUACAACGACCACACCAUUUAUCACGAUGUCGAGUCGACCUUCAAGAGAACCACACUGCGCAUGAAAAAGCAGAAUAAAGGAUACGGGCUGCACUGUCACAGGGCUGUAAUAACUCUGUGUAAACUGAUCGGGAUUAAGGACAUGUACGCUAAAGUGGAAGGAUCAGUGAAUCUACUGAACAUCACCCGCGCACUCUUCCAGGGCCUGGCCAAUCAGGAGACGCACCAGAUGCUGGCCGACAGGAAGCAGCUGAACGUGGUGGAGUUUAGCGAGGAGCGAGGUCCGUUGCCCGUGGUGGUGGCGCGGCCGCAUCUCGGAGCCCGGAACGAUCCGGAGGUGGAGGACGACGUUCCGAACACGAAGCUGCACUGGGCCGACGUUCAGCUCGCUCAGGGCAUGAAGCGCUCGGUGUGGGCCGGCGUCAAGAGAACCAUCUGGUGAUACGUUUCAAAUAAAAACAUCUGAACACCGAGACCGAGUCUGAAACAUCUGACUAACUCAGCACACCCCAGCGUGAGGAGUCCGGAGAACCCAGAGCACAGAACCGGCACUGGGUGUGGGUCAGAACCACGAGAUCCGCAUACGCCAUGUUUAUUGUUGUAGGUAUUGUUGAAGUGUUGGUAAAUGAAAUAAAUGUUUUAAACAGUC
This is a messenger RNA of Ictalurus furcatus (blue catfish), 1514 nucleotides long. RefSeq names its product mitochondrial ribosomal protein S5 (gene mrps5). The transcript is spliced from 6 exons. The record is from RefSeq and is a predicted model, not a curated record. Gene Ontology annotation, molecular function: structural constituent of ribosome; RNA binding. Gene Ontology annotation, cellular component: ribosome. Gene Ontology annotation, biological process: translation. NCBI's taxonomy places the organism in Eukaryota, Metazoa, Chordata, Actinopteri, Siluriformes, Ictaluridae. Bases 705 to 1307 code for a protein of 200 amino acids.